Messenger RNA from Dacryopinax primogenitus, 549 nucleotides. RefSeq lists its product as uncharacterized. The transcript has a single exon. The record is from RefSeq and is a predicted model, not a curated record. The coding region runs from base 1 to 549 and encodes 182 amino acids. Lineage: Eukaryota; Fungi; Basidiomycota; Dacrymycetes; Dacrymycetales; Dacrymycetaceae.
AUGCUUGACGGAGCUCUUUAUAUUGUCGUUUUGCGCAACGCGGUCACUGUCAACGGUACACCAAUCAACUCUUGGCGUCUCGUCCUCGCUGGCACACCUGACAUCUGCCUGUACCUCGACUUCGACCGCACGACCGGGACAAUGCGCCCUGCACUGCGUCGCUAUCCCUCCCCCGAGGACGGACGACCUGUGCCUGGAAGACACAUCGGAGGAGAUGCCAGGACACUCGUGACAGUUCUACUUCCUACCCAAGGAGCAGUCCAAGUGUCCGACCUCGAGGCUGUACGCAACCGCACGAACGACAUGCGGUUCGGAAGACACCCUGCCGAGGCGCCCAAGUUCAUUGCUACCAUUCUCAAGAUGUGGAGCAAUUCCGCUGAUCCGGUGCUGGAUGACAAGAACGAUGUCAACUUCAACAUGCUCGGUGCGGCCCUCAGCAACAAGGUGGCGGAAGCAGAGCGUUCUAUCGCUGCAGGAAUGUGGAGGGGGCCUUCUCACUUCAUCUACAUCCCCGAUGGGAGCGAAGUCCUCUACUCACAGAUGCAUUAG